Molecule: messenger RNA, 2203 nt
Organism: Bufo gargarizans (Asiatic toad)
Lineage: Eukaryota; Metazoa; Chordata; Amphibia; Anura; Bufonidae
Product: inhibin beta B chain-like
Exons: 2
Coding region: 417-1520 (367 amino acids)
Biological process (GO): BMP signaling pathway; SMAD protein signal transduction
Cellular component (GO): extracellular region
Molecular function (GO): hormone activity; cytokine activity; growth factor activity
Source: RefSeq, a predicted model, not a curated record
CUGCCUUGGACAUGUACCUGCAUCAGAGCUGCAGAUUUCUUCAUUUGUAAGUACAAUUUAACAACUUACAAUACAGAGAACUUUACAUUUGUCACUCAUUGACUGCCCUAUAAGACAAAAGUCAGGUCAGGACUGGUGCCUAUCCUCAAGAUCAACCUGUCCAAUCCACCUGGUGCUCUAGGACUGUGAUUCUGCAUCUCUGACCUAUCAUUGGACAGUGGGUGUCUUGGAGUUAAUCCCAGACUCAAUAGACACAUGACAGCUAAUGCUGGACCAGAUCUCUAAUAAAAGCAGGAUGCUAGCUGUGCAGGACCCACAAUCACAGAAGAGCUGAAGAAAGUGUUGGCGAAAGAGACUUGAGACUUACAGAAGUAAAUACAUUCCAACUUUGUCUGCUUUAAAAGAGUUUAUCUGUGAUGGCUUCAAGAACCAAAAAAGAAGGCAUAUGUUUUUAUAUGCUUGCCCUGCUAGGUGCUUGGGCAGCCUCUACCCAGACUGGAGGUAGGAAGACUGAAUGCCCAUCCUGCGGGGUACAAGACAAAGAUGCAAUGAUGGAGAUGGCCAAGCAACAGAUACUACAGAAAUUACAUCUAAGGGAAAGACCAAAUAUCACACAUCCAAUUCCCAGAGCAGCAGUGGUCAAUGCUCUGCGCAGAUUGCAUUUAACAAAGCCUAGAAUGGAAGGUCUUUUUGGGUCUCCAAGCUGGGACAGCAAUAGUGAGAGUUAUGAGACAGAACAACAAAGCUAUGAAAUCAUCAGCUUUGCUGAAUCAGAAAACAGUAACAAGUCCAGCACAACUCUGACCUUCCAGUUUACCAGAGAUAAUGAACAAAAUGUGCAUGUCCUGCAAGCCCAUCUCUGGGUUUACUUCAAGUCCAACAGAACAAACCAGGCCAAUCAAACUAUUCGAUUAUAUAUGGUGCAGAAAUCUGAAAGUACACGUAUUUUAUUACAUGAGAAACAUAUAGAGCCAAGAUGGACAGGUUGGCAAACAUUUCCAUUUAAACAAAUGCUGCAGACCUUCUUUGAUGAAGGAAAUAAAAGUUUAAAACUAGAACUUGAUUGUCAGGGAUGCGAGGACAUGCCUGCCAUUGUCAAUACUAAUGAUUCCUAUCAGCCAUUUCUCGUAGCACAAGCAAAAGUACGAGAUAAAAGCCACCAUGCUUCAAAAAGAAGUCUCAAAUGUGACCAGAAUUCUAACCUUUGCUGCAGGAAAGACUAUUAUGUAGAAUUUAAGGACCUUGGGUGGAAUGAUUGGAUUAUAAAACCUGAGGGUUACCAAAUAAAUUAUUGCAUGGGUCUUUGUCCAAUGCAUGUGGCAGGGGCACCUGGCAUGGCCGCCUCAUUCCAUACCACAGUCUUCAAUCUUAUUAAAGCCAACAACAUCCAGACAGCAGUGAGUUCCUGCUGUGUUCCGACAAAAAGACGACCGCUGUCCAUGCUUUAUUUUGAUAGAAAUAACAACAUUGUUAAGACUGACAUUCCUGAUAUGAUCGUAGAAGCAUGUGGAUGCAGCUAGAGGUACGUCCACGCUGAAAUAAAACAGAGAGAAGCUGGCUUGUCUCUUAGUCAUUCUGUGCUUGCAGAAAAAAAGACAGCAGAAGUGUAAUAGCUUCCGGAGCACACAUGGAAUCUUGAAUACUAGCAUGUGGCUUCAUAAUACUGGACAACUGGAUAAUUUUACAACUCAAUUUGUAAUACACAACACAAAUGCAUUAUAUCUAUGACUUUACAAAUCCAUCACACUACGACUCAUGUAUAAAAACCUCAGCAAAAAAAGUGCCCAUGAUUGUUAAUAGCAAGAAUUCGUCUGAGGUUGGCUUUCAUUUUGUAAACCGGAUUGGAAAUGUGAUUGCAGCACUUUUUCUCUGAGAAGUUUUGAUACUUGAGGCUCCUACUGUGUAUAAUACACCACAAUUCCCUGCCUUUCAUAUAAUGGUAAAAGUGCCAAAAUGAAAAACUGGAAAGAGGAAACAGAGUCUUCAUGGACAUUUUAUACAAUUCCUCCAUUCUGAAUGACGUAAUGAUGUACGGUAUGUGUCACGUUAUGAAAACUGAAUGUCAUUAUUAAGUGCUCACCUGUCUUUUUUCAUGAAUUGCCUAGAUUCUAUAGCACAACUGACUUGUAUUGUAUUUUAUAUUUUAUUUGUAUAUUAUUAUUAUUAUUUUUAUUACUUUACACGGUUUAAUAAACAAACAUGA